Phycomyces blakesleeanus NRRL 1555(-) is the source of this 424-nucleotide messenger RNA. RefSeq lists its product as hypothetical. Gene Ontology annotation, molecular function: structural constituent of ribosome. Lineage: Eukaryota; Fungi; Mucoromycota; Mucoromycetes; Mucorales; Phycomycetaceae. The record is from RefSeq and is a predicted model, not a curated record. Gene Ontology annotation, cellular component: cytosolic small ribosomal subunit. The coding region runs from base 15 to 371 and encodes 118 amino acids. The transcript is spliced from 2 exons.
UCUCUAACUCCAUCAUGGCUAAGAAGGACGUUGCUGCCAAACCCUCAUCCUCCUCCGGAGGCAAGAAGGCUAAGAAGAAGUGGUCUGCUAAGAAGGUCAAGGACAAGUCCAACAACUUGGUUGUUCUCGACAAGCCCACCCACGAGCGUUUGUUCAAGGAGGUCCCUACCUACAAGCUCAUUUCCCAGUCCGUCCUCGUCGAUCGUCUCAGACUCAACGGUUCCUUGGCCCGUAUUGCCAUCCGUGAGCUCGAGGCCCAGGGUUUGAUCAAGCCCUUGUCCCGCCACCACGCCCAGGUUAUCUACACCCGUGCUACUGGUGACGAGAAGAAGCCCGAGGUCCAGGCCGAGGCUGCUUCUGAUGAAGAGUAAAGAUAUAUAUUUAUUCAUUUAUUAUUAUUAUAUCUUCAUUAUAAUUCAAUAAC